This is a messenger RNA of Camelina sativa (false flax), 2023 nucleotides long. RefSeq names its product protein indeterminate-domain 11. Gene Ontology annotation, cellular component: nucleus. Gene Ontology annotation, molecular function: DNA-binding transcription factor activity. NCBI's taxonomy places the organism in Eukaryota, Viridiplantae, Streptophyta, Magnoliopsida, Brassicales, Brassicaceae. The record is from RefSeq and is a predicted model, not a curated record.
UGGAUUUGCAUCCAUCUUUCUCUUUUCUUUUUAAUUUAAAUUUCUCAACUUCUUGGUUCAUAUGUUCUGUGAAGUAAUUUGUUGUUACCCUUUAUUUUGUUUUCUUUGAGAUAUAUAUUUCGUGUGGAUUUUCAAACAUGAACCAGAAAAGAGUGGAUAGAUAUAUUGUCUCUUGGGUUGAAGCCAAAGAAGGCAGUUAAUAUAUAUACACACAAUCAAAGAAGUCAGGAGAUUAUAUAUAUACAGUAUAUAUAGCUAGAGAGUCUCAUUUCUUGUUCUUGUUUUUUUGUUUUGUUUGGUGAUGAUGAACAAAGACAUGUUACUUCAUCAGCAUCAUCAUCAACCACAACAACAAGUACAGCAUCAACAAGACGAGAAUAUGUCGAAUCUAACAUCAGCUUCUGGUGGUGAUCAAGCAAGUGUCUCUUCGGGAAACAUAACUGAAGCAAGUGGCUCUAACUACUUCCCUCAUCAUCAGCAACAACAGUUCUGUGUUCCAGAUUCAUCACAGCCUCAAAAGAAGAGGAGAAACCAACCAGGGAAUCCAGACCCAGAAUCAGAAGUGAUAGCUUUAUCACCAAAAACACUAAUGGCAACAAACAGAUUCGUGUGUGAGAUCUGCAACAAAGGUUUCCAAAGAGACCAGAAUUUACAGCUUCACAGAAGAGGUCACAACCUACCAUGGAAGCUGAAACAAAGAUCCAACAAAGAAGUCAUAAGAAAGAAAGUCUAUGUCUGUCCAGAAGCAACUUGUGUCCACCAUGACCCAUCUAGAGCUCUAGGUGACUUAACCGGAAUCAAGAAGCAUUUCUGCAGAAAACAUGGGGAGAAGAAGUGGAAAUGUGACAAAUGCUCUAAGAAGUAUGCUGUUCAAUCAGAUUGCAAGGCUCAUUCUAAGACUUGUGGCACCAAGGAAUACAGAUGUGACUGUGGCACUCUCUUUUCUAGGAGGGAUAGUUUCAUAACUCAUAGAGCAUUUUGUGAAGCAUUGGCUGAAGAGACUGCAAGAGAAGUAGUACUGCCUACACAAAACCAGAACAAUCAACCAAAUCCUCUUUUGAUUCGCCAAUCUUCUUCUCAUCCUCAUCCGCAUCAUCAUCAAACUCAACCAAACAUAAACGUCUCUUCUUCUUCUUCAUCCUCUCACAACAUCAUCAAUAGCCUUCACUUCGAGACCAACAAUGGUACUAGUAAUGGCAACAGUAGCAGCAACCAUCUCCAUACGUUUCCCAUGAAGAAAGAGCAACAAAGCAAUGACCAUAUCAUCAAUUACCAUCAUAAUAUCCCUCCCUGGCUUGCUCCUCAUCCGCAUUCUCAUCAGCCACACGAUCUCACGUCUUCAAACCCUAACCCUAGUAACGGUGGAGGACGAGGGUUGUUCACUCUUGCUUCUCCGGCUAUGUCAGCCACCGCAUUACUCCAGAAAGCAGCCCAAAUGGGUUCUACAAAGACACCAACCACGGACUUGGAGAGGUCAAAUCAUAAUAACAACCUCACGACGACAAUGGCAUCGAUGAUGACGUCGCCGUCUGUAUUCAUCAACUCCAACAACAACAAUCAAAGUUUGUUCCAAGACUACAACGCAUCCGGGUUUGAUCAUCACGGUGGAGAAGAAGCAUUUGAAGAUACGUUUGGCGGGUUCUUGAGAACAAACGAAGCUACAACAAUCGCUCCAGCCGCAAGAUCAGAGAAGAGUAAAAGCGGUGGAGGAGAAGGUUUGACGAGAGAUUUCUUGGGGCUAAGACCGUUAAUGUCUCAUAACGAGAUUCUAAGUUUUGCUGGUCUUGGAAAUUGCAUCAAUAGCUCUGCUUCUGAUCAGCUUCAUCCAAAGCCUUGGCAGGGCACACAAGUGGGAUCCAACAAGAGAUAGGGACACAUCACGUUUUGCUUGGUGGCAUGGCAUGUAUAAUAUUAUUUAUGCAAAUCUAUUUAUCAGGCAUGGACAUAAUUAACUUUAUAGUAUGCUAUUGCUGAUUACACACUAAAUCUUCCGUUUAAUUGAUGAUUAAUUUAAUUAGCAGUU